This is a messenger RNA of Lycium ferocissimum, 333 nucleotides long. Its product is annotated as pre-mRNA polyadenylation factor FIP1-like. The record is from RefSeq and is a predicted model, not a curated record. NCBI's taxonomy places the organism in Eukaryota, Viridiplantae, Streptophyta, Magnoliopsida, Solanales, Solanaceae. Bases 1 to 333 code for a protein of 110 amino acids. The transcript has a single exon.
AUGGCUAGAAGCAUAUACACUUGCAUGUUCAUAAUUGCUAUUAUCUCCUUAGCAAUUAGUGGAAAAUCUGAAGCUGGUCGUAAUCUAUUACAGACCAAUAACCCAAGUAUUCCUACUAUACCAGGAAUGCCAAAAAUUCCUAAUAUGCCCAAUAUUCCUAAUAUGCCAAAUAUUCCAAAUAUGCCCUCAAUUCCAAAAAUUGGAUCAAUGCCACCAAUGCCAUCAAUUCCAACAAUUCCAAGAUUCGCAAUGCCACCAAUGCCAUCAUUCCCAAAUAUUCCUACUUCUAUUCCAUCUAUCCCAUUUUUGACUCCACCACCUCCUGAGAACUAA